This is a messenger RNA of Nomascus leucogenys (northern white-cheeked gibbon), 913 nucleotides long. The record is from RefSeq and is a predicted model, not a curated record. NCBI's taxonomy places the organism in Eukaryota, Metazoa, Chordata, Mammalia, Primates, Hylobatidae.
CACACGCACCAGGCGAGCUCGAUUGGCUGAGCAUGGCCCAGGAGGAGGGAGGCAGCCUGCCUGAGGUGCGGGCGCGAGUCGGGACCGCGCAUGGCAUCCCCGACCUGGCCCAAAAGCUCCAUUUCUAUGACCGCUGGGCUCCGGACUACGACCAGGAUGUGGCCGCCCUGCAGUACCGUGCGCCCCACCUCGCAGUGGACUGCCUCACACAAGCCCUUCCAGGCCUGCCCCACAGUGCCCUGAUCCUGGACGUGGCCUGUGGCACAGGCCUAGUGGCUGCCGAGCUGCGGGCUCGAGGCUUCCACCAGCUGCACGGGGUGGAUGGGAGCCCAGGGAUGCUGGAACAGGCCCGGGCCCCCGGCCUCUAUCAGCAUCUCAGCCUCUGCACCCUGGGCCAGGAGCCUCUGCCCAGCCCAGAAGGGACCUUCGAUGCGGUGCUGAUAGUCGGUGCUCUCAGUGAUGGCCAGGUGCCCUGCAAUGCGAUACCUGAGCUCCUACGUGUCACCAAGCCAGGUGGGCUGGUGUGUCUGACCACCAGGACCAACUCUUCCAACCUUCAAUACAAGGAGGCUCUGGAGGCCACCCUGGACAGGCUGGAGCAGGCGGGGGCGUGGGAGCGCCUGGUGGCCUGGCCUGUGGACCACUGGGAGCUGGCUACCUCCGAGCUGGAGGGGGUACCCGGCAUCUCUGCCAAGGAUGGCUUCAUCUCCGGCAUUGUCUACCUGUACCGAAAACGGAAGGUGACCCAGGUUGAGGAAGUGAGAUCCAGCCCCCAGCCCCCAGCUGGCCCCUGACUCCAUGUGGCCUUAGCUGGGCCCAUCUCCUGGGCCUCCUCUGCCUCCCCUGUAAAAUGGGACUUUCGAACCAACCCUGCCCCUCAGAAAUGCCCUGCCUAUUAAAUGAGCUCCCAGAA